Molecule: messenger RNA, 621 nt
Organism: Solanum stenotomum
Lineage: Eukaryota; Viridiplantae; Streptophyta; Magnoliopsida; Solanales; Solanaceae
Product: phenylalanine--tRNA ligase beta subunit, cytoplasmic-like
Exons: 5
Coding region: 123-611 (162 amino acids)
Biological process (GO): phenylalanyl-tRNA aminoacylation
Cellular component (GO): phenylalanine-tRNA ligase complex
Molecular function (GO): phenylalanine-tRNA ligase activity
Source: RefSeq, a predicted model, not a curated record
AUUAAGUUACUCGUCUUCUUCACCUACUGUGCCGGAACCCUUGCCGCCUUCCAUUUUUUGGCUCACUGGUUGCAUCUGAUCACCGGCCGCCGCCGCGACUUUUCUCAGAAUCAGGUGCCACCAUGCCAACCGUUAGCGUUGGAAGAGACCGUCUGUUCGAAGCCCUUGGCUGUACUUACACUGAUGAAGAAUUCGAUGAAUUGUGCUUUCAGUUUGGUAUUGAGCUCGAUGAUAUAACAACAGAAAAAGCAAUACAGAGAAAAGAGAAGCAUUUGGAGGAAGAGGGAGUGGAAGAUGAUGGAGAGACUAUAUACAAAAUUGAAGUCCCAGCAAACAGAUAUGAUUUGCUUUGUCUUGAAGGACUAGCGCAAGCUCUUCGAAUAUUUAAUGGGCUUGACCCGAUCCCAACAUAUAAGGUGGCGAAUAUUGGUAAAGAAUCUAUGCUUGAAAUGCGUGUGAAAACAGAGACAUCCAAGAUUCGUCCAUAUGUUGUAUGUGCUGUUUUAAGAGGUGUAACAUUUGAUGAGGCUAAGUACAAUAGCUUCAUUGAACUACAAGAUAGGCUGCAUCAAAACAUUUGCAGGUAUUACCAGAAUAUGAGGGCAAUUUGAAAUUCCUAUU